Messenger RNA from Diabrotica virgifera virgifera (western corn rootworm), 1751 nucleotides. Its product is annotated as facilitated trehalose transporter Tret1-like. Gene Ontology annotation, molecular function: transmembrane transporter activity. The transcript has 6 exons. The coding region runs from base 174 to 1640 and encodes 488 amino acids. Lineage: Eukaryota; Metazoa; Arthropoda; Insecta; Coleoptera; Chrysomelidae. Gene Ontology annotation, cellular component: membrane. The record is from RefSeq and is a predicted model, not a curated record. Gene Ontology annotation, biological process: transmembrane transport.
UUUACAAAGUAUUAAAGAAGAACCAUGUUUUUGAGUAAUUUUCACAGUAACGUAACAAAAUUUGUAUUAAGUAUGACGAUGCUUUUAUAAGAGAAAUAAGUAUAGAAUAAUAACAAAUUAGUGUUUUGUAAUAGAUAAUUAGUUUAUAAAAUAGUAAAAAAUAAUCAGCAAGCAUGAAAAUAAGUGGACAUGCAAUUAACCAAUAUUUAGGACUAUUAAGUUGUUUCCAACAGAAGAGUAAGAAGGUAAUAGAUCAAGAAAGUGAAAGUGCUUUCUAUCAAUACUUAUCAUGUUUUUUUGCUAUGUUGUCAAUGAUGUCCAGUGGUUUCCACUACGGUUGGCCAUCCCCAACACUACCCAAACUCUUAGCCAAAGACUCCUCAAUUCACAUAACCGAAGAUGAAGGAUUUUGGCUUGCGACUAUGCCCUUAUUCGGUGCUUUCAUUGGUUCUUUUACAAAUCCAAUUUUAGUAGACAGGAUUGGGAGACACAAAACUAUAUUAUUAACAUCAGGACCAUAUCUGGUAUCUUGGGUUCUCAUAUAUUUGGCAACAAAUAUUCCAACUAUAUAUGGUGCUAGAUUUAUCGCUGGUAUAUCAGAUGGUUGGAGCUAUUCGAUUCCAAUAUACACUGGAGAGAUAUCAGAUCCCACGAAAAGAGGUAUGUUCGGAGCCUGGACCAGUAUUUCGUUUAUUUUUGGAAUCUUAACAGCUAACGUUGUUGGAUCGUAUCUGUCCAUAGAACAUACAGCAUUAGUAGGUGGCAGUAUACCUAUAUUAUUGGUUUUAACGUUCAUGUGGAUGCCCGAAUCACCUUAUUAUUAUAUUAUCAAGGGUAACUUAGCGGGUGCCAGAAAAAGCCUUAAAAUUUUAAGAGGAUCAAAAAAUGUUGAUGAAGAACUAAACAGAAUAAAUGAAGCAGUCAAAGCUGAUAUGAACAAAACUAGCAUUAACCCUCUACAUUUAUUCACUGUAAAGAGAAAUCGAAGAGCACUACUUAUAAUGACAUUAUGCCGAGGAGCUCAACAGCUCUCUGGUAACACAGCAAUAUCGUUUUAUGCUCAGAACAUAUUUUCCUCAGCAGAUAGCUUUGUUCCUCCUGAAAUAGCAUCAAAUUUAUAUUUUCUGAUACAGUUAAUAGUUACAAUAAUUGCAUCUAACAUUGUGGAUAGAGUUGGAAGAAGACCUCUACUAUUGAUAUCUGUUGCUGGUGCAGGGAUAGCUCUUUUAGUAGAAGGAGUUUACUUUUAUGUAAAAACUUCAGUAGAUGUUACCAAUUUUACGAUGGUGCCAAUAGUAGCUCUGAUAGUGUAUGUUGUCUUCUUCAGUUUAGGUCUUCAAGGUAUUCCAGUUAUCAUUCUAAGUGAAGUGUUUAAUGCUGAUGUCAAGGCGAUUGCACUAGGAUUCUCUGAUGUCUAUUUUUCUGUUACUGCCACUGCUACGUCAAAAUACUUUCAAGCUACCAGAGAUGCCUACGGGAUGUUUGUGCCAUUUGUUACUUUCUCUGCAAUUUGUGCUAUUUCCUUUAUAUUGAUGUUCUUUUUAGUUCCUGAAACAAAAGGAAAGACUCUGGAAGAGAUUCAAGAAUAUUUUAAAAGUGGUAGAGAUGGUAAAACUACAAAUGAAUCCAGUAGUACUUAAGUAAUAAUGAAUAGUAAAUCUUUUUUAAGAUCAAAAUGUAACUUAUAUUAAGUUUCUACUAUAUAUAUGAUUAACUUCUACAUAAAUGAUUUAAUUUCCUUUUUUAGAUAA